UACCAAUAGUUUGUUGGACUACUGGAGUCCAUGCUUUGUCUGCUACUACCAACCUACUUACCUGCCUGCUGCCUGCCUUGCUCUGCUUACCUGCCCUGUUUAUCUAUCGGCUGGAAUCCCGUCUCAUCCACCUCAAAAAAGGUACGUUUCGUGAAGCCGGUGUAUAUGGGACAGUCUCUGCAGACGGAGAUGUGGAAGGAAGGGAACAGGAUUCACAUCCAGUGCAAGGUGAAGGAGAGCGGAGACGUGGUGCUGUCUGGAGCAAAUAUAGAUCUGCAGACGGAUGUGUGUGUCAGCGCCGGGUUUCCGCAGAGCCUCGGCCUGCAGAGCGACCUGGUGUUCUCUGAGAUCGCACGCAGGAUCAGAGACGGCGGUCAGGAGCUGGUGAAGAAGGUCAACGCUGUGUUCGGAUGGAGAUCAGCAAAGACGACAGAACCAUCUGAGACUGGAGUGAACCAGACUCUGCAGAAUAUCAUUCAUUCUCUUAACACAAGCAAAGAUAUCUGCCAAAGGGGUGAGGAAUAUAACUAACUAUUAAGAGAAUAUAUUUUUCUUACCACAUUUGCAGAUAUUUUUGCAACAAAAUAGUUUUUUUCUGUCCUAUCACACAGUCACGUGUUUUAUGAUGCACAUUUAAGUGUUUCUAUCGUCGUUUAUGUUCAUGUUUUCUUACCAGAUAAGAAAUGUAUCCUACUUUGUUGAAUGGAUACGUUUUUUUUAUGCAAAGUUUUAGAAUUUGUAUUAGUUUCCAUCAGGUGUUUUUUAUUUUAUUUAUUUUUAUGUGAUAUCCCAAAAUGUGCAUAAAAAUUGGUGGAUGGAAACAGUGAGACUGCAAACAAUCCUCUUACUCGUGUUUGUGUCUUGUUCUAGUAUAACUAUCUGAACACUCAUCAAGAUGCAUUUACUGUACAAGUAACAAUUACAUACAGUCAAGUAUAUUACAGAUCUCUUCAUACUCGAUAUAAAAUUAGAUUCAUUAUAUUCAUUAUUAGAUUCGUAUAUAUUCAGAUUUGAAAGGUUAAAGGGCAGAGCAUGAUCACUAUACAGCGGAUUCCUCACUGCUUCACAUCAGCAAUAAUCUGGAGAAGACAAAAUGAUAACACUCUGUAUUCCAGUGCUAAUAUAUGAACAUCACGAAACAAAGACAUUUGCAGGAGAUGCAUAAUGACCUCAGAUAUUAAUUUUUAUUAUCUACUCAAUAUAUUUAUUUUUUGAUUUUUAUUGGUUAAUGCUUAAAACAGGGAAAGAAAUUCUGCCAAAGGUGAAAACUAUUGUUUUUCUGAGCCGCUGACAGAUAUUUGUUCUUGUUUUAAACAUGAACUCAUUUAUAUUUCAGUAAAUGCUUCUCGAUUUAAGGAUGUUCAGAUAUUUGAGCUGGAAAACAAGAGGAAGAGCAUCAUUCUCUGCGGUGAAGCAUCAUUCUAUGGGAUGGUACUGAAAUGGUUCAGGUCAUACUUAGAAGGGAGAGGCUAUUAUGUGAGUCUAGGAGAACAUAAGUCUAAAUGGAUGUCCAUGUCAUGCAGAGUCCCACAAGGCUCAAUUCUUGCACCGCUCUUGUUUAGCCUGUAUAUGCUUCCACUGAGUCAAAUAAUGAGAGAGAACCAAAUUGCCUGUCACAGCUAUGCUUAUGAUACCCAGAUUUACCUAGCCUUAUCUCCAAAUGACUACAACCCCAUUGACUCCCUCUGCCAAUGCAUUGAUGAAAUUAAUAAUUGGAUGUGCAAGAACUAUCUUCAGUUAAAUUAGGAAAAAACUGAAGUCAUUGCCUUUGGAAACAAAGAUGAAGUGUUCAAGGUGAAUGCAUACCUUGACUCUAGGGGUCAAACAACUAAAAAUCAAGUCAGGAAUCUUGGUGUGAUUCUGGAGACAGACCUUAGUUUCAGUAGCCAUGUCAAAGCAGUAAUCUAAAUCAGCAUACUAUCAUUUAAAAAACAUGGCAAGAAUCAGAUGUUUUGUUUCCAGUCGAGACUUGGAGAAACUUGUUCAUGCCUUUAACACCAGCAGGGUGGACUAUUGUAAUGGGCUCCUCACCGGCCUUCCCAAAAAGACCAUUAGACAGCUGCAGCUCAUCCAGAACACUGCUGCCAGGAUUCUGACUAGAACCAGAAAAUCUGAGCAUAUCACACCAGUCCUCAGGUCCUUACACUGGCUUCCAGUUACAUUUAGGAUUGAUUUUAAAAUACUUUUACUCGCGUAUAUAAGUCACUAAAUGACCUAGGACCAAAAUAUAUUACAGAUAUGUUCACUGAAUAUAAACCUAACAGACCACUCAGAUCACUAGGAUCGAGUCAGUUAGAAAUACCAAGGGUUCACACAAAACAAGGGGAGUCCGCCUUUAGUUACUAUGCUGCCCGCAGUUGGAAUCAGCUUCCAGAAGAGAUCAGAUGUGCUAAAACACUAGUCACAUUUAAAUCUAGACUCAAAAACCAUCUGUUUAGUUGUGCAUUUAUUGAAUGAGCACUGUGCAAUGUCCGAACUGAUUGCACUAUAUUUUCACAGGUUUUUUUUUUUAUAUAAAAUCAUUUUUUAACUGUUUUUAAAUUGAUUUUAAGUAAACGUUUUAAUCAUUUUAAAAUUUUUAAUAUUGCUUGUUUUUUUUUUUUGUUUUUUUUCUUCAUCAUUAUUUUACUUUCUUUGAUGUAAAGCACUUUGAAUUACCAUUGUGUACGAAAUGUGCUAUAUAAAUAAACUUGCCUUGCCUUGAAGAAGAACACCAUGGCCUUCAUCAAA
This is a messenger RNA of Carassius gibelio (silver crucian carp), 2730 nucleotides long. RefSeq names its product peroxisomal multifunctional enzyme type 2-like. Gene Ontology annotation, cellular component: peroxisome. The transcript has 4 exons. Bases 31 to 531 code for a protein of 166 amino acids. NCBI's taxonomy places the organism in Eukaryota, Metazoa, Chordata, Actinopteri, Cypriniformes, Cyprinidae. The record is from RefSeq and is a predicted model, not a curated record.